CGGCAGAGGAGGUGCGAGAGUGAGGGAAAGGCUGGAAGACGAGAAAGCUGGUUUAUGUAUUUCUGAGCCCAUAACCCAUUCUUUUGAAGAUCUCCAGUUGUGGUCUGUUUCAAGUCGCUUCUUGUUUGAAUGGAGUCCUCUGGUAGGGCAUGUGGUGCUACCCUCUCUGAAUCCUCGCAUACGGCUCUUUCACCCUGACAGCUGAAUAUCUUUGCUUGUACAGGAAUUUUACCACAAUUUGACUAGCCUGCAGGGUGUUUGCUCAGUGAGAGGAAGCCUGUUGCACAAUGGCGGUUUUUGAUACUCCAGAGGAGGCCUUUGGCGUCUUGCGUCCCAUCUGUGUUCAGCUCACAAAGACCCAGACAGUGGAGAAUGUGGAGCGUCUGCAGGCACAGUUACAAGUCGUGAGUGACUCUGCCCUUCAGGAACUUCAGCAGUACAUCCUCUUCCCUUUGCGAUUUACCCUGAAGACCCCGGGCCCCAAAAGAGAGCACUUGAUCCAGAGUGUGGUGGAAUGCAUCACCGUUGUCCUCUCUUCAACAUGUGUGAAGGAACAAGAACUUCUCCAGGAACUCUUUUCAGAACUCUCUGCUUGCCUGUAUUCACCCAACUCUCAGAAACCUGCAGCUGUGUCAGAGGAGUUGAAAUUGGCUGUGAUCCAGGGCCUCAGUGCAUUAAUGCACUCGGCUUAUGGGGACAUCAUUCUGACUAUUUAUGAGCCCUCCAUUCUGCCUCGUUUAGGAUUUGCUGUGUCUUUAUUGUUAGGCCUAGCAGAACAGGAGAAAUCAAAACAAAUUAAAAUGGCUGCCUUAAAAUGUAUACAGGUUCUGCUCUUUCAAUGUGAGUGUCAAGACCAUCCAAGGUCCUUGGAUGAACUUGAGCAAAAGCAGCUGGGGGAUUUGUUUGCUUCUUUUUUACCUGGCCUCUCAACUACACUGACCAGGGUCAUCACAGGAGACUUUAAACAAGGGCACAGCAUUGUCGUGUCUUCCCUAAAGGUCUUUUACAAGACAGUGAGCUUCAUUAUGGCUGAUGAACAGCUCAGAAGAGUCUCAGAGGUCCGAGAAAAGCCUGCCGUGGAGCACAGAGUAGCGGAGCUGUUGGUUCACAGGGAAGCCAAUUGGGUAAAAAAUACCGGCGACAGGUUGACUGUCCUUAUUAAAAAGAUAAUCGAGUGCGUUUCAGUUCACCCACACUGGAAGGUGAGGCUGGAAGUGAUAGACUUUGUCGAGGCCCUUCUUUUGAAGUGCAGUCAGUCACUGGUUGAAUCGGCUGGUCCACUUCUGAAGGCUCUGGUGAGUCUGGUAAAUGAUGAGAGUCCUGACGUCCAAGCCCAGUGCAAUAAAAUUCUGAGACGUUUUGCAGAUGAGAAAGUCGUGGUGGGCAGCAGAGCCUUUGCUGACAUCUUGUCAGAAAACCUGCACUCCCUUGCCACGUCCCUUCCCCGCCUGAUGAACUCCCAAGACGAUCAGGGCAGAUUGUCUACUCUCUCCUUGUUACUCGGGUACCUGAAACUCUUGGGCCCCAAAGUGAACUUUGUCCUCAACUCUGUGGCCCAUCUCCAGCGCCUUUCCAAAGCGCUUAUCCAAGUUCUGGAAUUAGACGUGGCCGACGUCAAAAUCGUUGAAGAGCGGCAUUGGAACUCGGAGCAUCUGAGCACUUCUCCAGAGACUUCAGCCUCCCGGCCGUGGGCUCAAAUGCAGAGGAGAUAUUUUCGCUUCUUCACUGAUGAGAGGGUUUUCCUGCUCUUGAGGCAGGUUUGUCAGCUUCUUGGUUUCUAUGGGAACCUCUACUUGCUCGUGGAUCCCUUUAUGGAACUGUACCACGAGUCUGUGGUUUACCGGAAGCAGGCCGCCAUGAUCCUCAAUGAACUGGUUGUAGGGGCUGCUGGGUUAGGGGUAGAGAAUGUUCAUGAAAAACACAUUAAGACAAAACCAGAGGAACUGAGGGAGAUCGUGACAUCAAUACUUGAAGAAUACACAAGCCAAGAAAACUGGUAUUUGGUCACUUGCCUGGAAGCUGAAGAGGUGGGAGGGGAGCUGACAAUGAUGCAGUCAGGCAUUCAGGCCCUCACAUCUGGUGCACACACCUGCCAGGCUACCUCUUCUCCCACCUUCUCAAAGCCACGUCCCACGAUCUGCUCCAUGAACAGCAACAUCUGGCAAAUAUGCAUCCAGUUGGAAGGGAUUGGUCACUUUGCACACGCACUAGGGAAAGACUUCCGUUUGCUCUUGAUGUCAGCCCUCUAUCCGGUCCUGGAGAAAGCUGGAGACCAAAGCCUGCUUAUCAGUCAGGCGGCCGUCAGUACCAUGACGGCCAUUUGCCAGGCUUGUGGCUACGACUCCCUGCAGCAGCUGAUCAAUGAGAAUUCAGACUACUUGGUAAAUGGGAUCUCUUUAAAUCUGCGCCAUCUCUCUCUCCACCCGCAUACCCCGAAGGUCUUGGAAGUCAUGCUACAGAACUCAGAUGCUAGCCUGCUCCCUUUGGUGGCAGAUGUGGUUCAAGAUGUCUUGGCUACCCUGGACCAAUUUUAUGAUAAGAGAACAACUUCCUUUGUCAGUGUACUGCAUGCCCUGCUGGCAGCAUUAGCCCAGUGGUUUCCAGACGCAGGUCAUCUUGGGCAACUCCAAGAGCAAAGUGUAGGGGAAGAGGGAAGUCAUUUGAGCCAAAGACCAGCAAGUCUUGAGAAAGGACUUGAGAAUACCACAACAGCCGAAGACAUUGAACAGUUUGUGCUGAACUACCUCAAAGAAAAGGAUGUAGCAGAUGGAAAUGUCUCGGAUUUUGAUAAUGAAGAAGAGGAGCAGUCAGACCCUCCCGAAGUGGAUGAGAAUGACACUGAUCCCAGUGUGCAGCCACCACUGCCAGUGCAGAUCCAAAUAGCCACGGAUGUGAUGGAGCGCUGCAUCCACUUGAUGUCAGACAAAAAUCUGAAAAUCCGCUUGAAGGUUUUAGAUGUGCUGGAUCUGUGUGUGGUUGUUCUGCAGUCCCACAAGAACCAGCUCCUUCCCUUGGCUCAUCGGGCGUGGCCCUCGCUCGUGCACCGACUCACAAAUGAUGACCCCCUGGCAGUGCUCAGAGCCUUCAAGGUUUUGCGUACCCUGGGAGGCAAGUGUGGCGAUUUUCUAAGGAACCGGUUCUGCAAAGAUGUCCUGCCAAAGCUGGCUGGCUCUUUAGUCAGCCAGGCUCCCAUCAGUGCCAGGGCUGGACCAGUUUACUUCCACACGCUGGCCUUCAAGUUGCAGCUGGCCGUCUUGCAGGGCCUGGGCCCCCUCUGUGAGAGACUGGACCUAGGUGAGGGUGACCUGAAUAAAGUAGCUGAUGCCUGCUUGAUUUACCUCAGUGCCAAACAGCCCGUGAAAUUACAAGAGGCUGCCAGGAGGAGUGUUUGCAGCAGACGCUGUCGGAGCCCUGCCCACAUACUAUCCCCCGGCAAGCUGACCCCAGAGGCAUCCAACUACAAAGCCUGCAACUCUUUGCCUAAGGGCUUUCUCUGACCACUGGAGUCCUCUGAGCCUGUGUGCUGGGGGGUUGACACCUCCAGGAGCUAGGUGAGUUUAAUAUAUAUUUGUGAAUAUGUUAGAGGCCAUUUCAUGAAACAUGCAAGAAUGUGUGAGCAUGCCUGUAUGUGCAUAUGAAGGUGCGUCAUGUAAGUGCUCAUAAGUGAACAGGUGGGCAGACACAUAUGUGUUUGCAUAACAUUUACAUAUACACAAGCGUAAGAAUGAGAGUGUCUUAGUUUGUUCCCCCAGAAGCAGACCCUAAGACAAAGAUUCAGGUGCAAGUGGUUUAUUUGGUAGGUGAUCCCAGGAAACAUCAGGAGAGGAAUGAGUGAGUGAGACAAAAGAGGGAAGGAAGUCAAUGAUGGGUAUGUCAUCAAGCCAGUUACCCCCCUGGGCAACUGGAACUUACUCCCACUGGGCACAUGGGGGAAAGGGAGCAGGAUGCUCUUCGGUUAUCCCAACCGAGGAGCAAGGGAGCUGGGGUAUUUACCCUCCAACUCCCGUCAGUCAUUGAUAGGGCGCUCCUCCAGCCUGCCUUGCUGGCCAGCAGGCUCUGUUGUCCAGAGAAAACCCUCAGCAGUGUUGGCAGCGGGUCUGGUGGCAGGGGAUGGUGCUUACCCGGCACGUGGGCGGGGACACCAAUAGCGUCCGCACUCCGCCACCCCCUCCCCCGCUCCCCGCCGCAGGCUGGCACAGUGUGUGCGUGGGAGCGUGUACGAGUGCAGAGGUGAACGUGUGUGCCGUGACUGGGCGGCCUCGUGUGCCUGCACGUAUGUGGAAAGGCAUGCAUGUACACGUGUGUGUGACAGCUUCUGUCCCUCUGGCCUGCUUCCCCACCUGUACACGAAGGGAGGGACUCUACUCCUUGGAAGGCCCUUCUUACUGGGCCCAUCCCAAGUGCUCAGCCUGGCUCCGCCCCCUGCCCCUCCCCACAAACAGGCCUCCGUUCCGGGAAAAAGGGAAGGAGACAGCUGGGGGCUUCAGAGGACGAACAUAGCCGGGGCCCACGCCCCUCCGAGGAGAUGAGGGGCAGAGACACACUCCUCCCCGGGGGUGGGUGGGCCAGGGCUCUCCCAGCCCCACUCGGAAGUCUCCCCAGGGGCGGUACCUGGUUCGAGGCCCAUC
Molecule: messenger RNA, 4628 nt
Organism: Delphinapterus leucas (beluga whale)
Lineage: Eukaryota; Metazoa; Chordata; Mammalia; Artiodactyla; Monodontidae
Source: RefSeq, a predicted model, not a curated record